Messenger RNA from Spodoptera littoralis (African cotton leafworm), 324 nucleotides. The record is from the annotation of a GenBank genome assembly. Lineage: Eukaryota; Metazoa; Arthropoda; Insecta; Lepidoptera; Noctuidae.
AUGAAAGAUUUAACGAGCAUUGAUGGAGAUUAUAACGACGGGGUCUCAUAUCACGACUUGCAUAAUUACACGGUGAUAUACUUAUUGGCGUCCGCCUUGUGCGCGGCAGGAGCCGUGCACGUGUGGCGGCGUCUUCGUCGAGUGCGCAGCGUGGCUCUGCAGGCUCUGCCCCCGUGCACGCCUCGUCAGCAGCUUCAGAGUGCUAGUGUAAUUAGUGUAAAUGAGCUAUCGGAACCCGGUGAUAUAGAGCUCAGUGCAAUUUCAAGUGCGUGUAAACAAAACAGGGCUACAUCACCUAUGUUACGUGAAUCUAUUUUAAGUUAA